This is a messenger RNA of Candida tropicalis MYA-3404, 1653 nucleotides long. It is a transcript of the gene SAL6, whose product is annotated as Sal6p. Gene Ontology annotation, cellular component: cytoplasm; nucleus. The transcript has a single exon. The record is from RefSeq and is a predicted model, not a curated record. Gene Ontology annotation, molecular function: protein serine/threonine phosphatase activity. Lineage: Eukaryota; Fungi; Ascomycota; Pichiomycetes; Serinales; Debaryomycetaceae. The coding region runs from base 1 to 1653 and encodes 550 amino acids.
AUGGGAAAUAGUCCGUCCAAAAAUGAUCCCCUACCGAAGUCGUCAUCAAGUAACAAAUCAUCAAAUGGUACUGCUUCUUCUUCUACCACUGCUAGCGGUACUGACCUAGAUCCUGAUGAGAUGGCCCCAGCGCUAUCUCAAUUAAUAAUAAAUUCUCACCUUACUACGAAUUCAACAGUAGAUACUGAUAGUAGUAAUAAUAAUAAUAACAGACAAACAAGAAAUACAAACAAUGGUUUAAAACAAGAAACUUCAAUGUUGUCAACAAGUAUGAUAACCACUACUGCAACUGCCCCGCAAAGAAUCCCGUCUACCAAGAGAAAACUGUACGCGUCGCAAGAGUCGUACGACUUUGACUUAGAAAUCGGAAUGUCGAUGGCAAAGUUGUUGAAGAACCAGGAGCUGACUUCCCUGGGUUCACUGAAAGCUUCCCCGGUGUUCACCACCAUCAGCAAUGAUGAAGAUCUGCUGUUUCUGUCAACAAACUCAAGUCCAAGAGAUCCGAAAAGCAACAAACAGUACAUUGACAAUGUUGCCCCGUUGAAUAAAUUAGACGUCAUUGCCGAAAUCCAUUCUUUAGAAUCGUCCCCUACUCCAAAGACCACUACAAGUAAGCUUUCCAAAAAGAACUUGAAGAAGCACGACAAGUCGGUGGCAAAACAAUUGACAAAGAAGAACCCAAGUAGUACCUCCAGUUUAUUGGACUCACCUCCCUUAGUUGGAACAACCCACAAGUUAGAUAUUGAUAUUGAUGCUGUCAUCGAGAGGUUGUUGGCAACCAAAAAGAAGUCUACUUCCCGUAAAUCAAAGUCCCAUUUACCAGUUGAAACUAGUGAAAUUAAAUAUAUUUUGAGCAAGAGCAGACUGAUCUUUUUGGAACAGCCGACUUUAUUGAAACUAUCUCCUCCCGUGAAAAUUGUUGGUGAUAUUCAUGGACAGUUUCACGAUUUAAUUAGAAUUUUCAACUGUUGUGGUUAUCCACCGCAUUCUAAUUAUUUGUUUUUAGGGGAUUAUGUCGAUAGAGGAGAAAAAUCGUUAGAGACUAUCUUGCUAUUACUUUGUUACAAGAUCAAGUAUCCAGAAAAUUUCUUUAUGUUGAGAGGAAACCAUGAAUCAGCCAACAUUACCAAAAUCUAUGGGUUCUACGAUGAAUGUAAAAGGCGAUUAGGUAAUAACAAGUUAUGGAGAAGCUUUAUUGACGUGUUUAACACUUUACCUAUUGCAGCUGUCAUUAACGAAAAGAUAUUUUGUGUUCAUGGUGGUCUUUCUCCUCAACUAGAAAAUUUCCGUCAAAUUGAAGAUAUCAAACGUCCAACUGAUGUUCCCGAUAAAGGAUUACUUGCUGAUUUGUUAUGGUCGGAUCCCGAUGCUCUGGUUAAGAACUUUUCAUUGACUAAUUGGCCCAAGAAUGAUCGUGGUGUAUCAUAUUGUUUCGGUAAGAAGCACGUCGAUUAUUUCUGCUCCAAAUUUAAAUUAGAUUUAAUCGUUAGGGGUCAUAUGGUCGUUGAAGAUGGGUACGAAUUCUUCAAUAAAAGAAAAUUGGUUACUGUUUUCAGUGCUCCUAAUUAUUGUGGAGAGUUCAAUAAUUUUGGAGCUAUCAUGAGUGUUGACAAGACAUUGUAUUGUUCAUUUGAAUUAAUCAAACCAAAUUAA